Penaeus indicus is the source of this 9349-nucleotide messenger RNA. RefSeq lists its product as uncharacterized. The record is from RefSeq and is a predicted model, not a curated record. The transcript is spliced from 9 exons. Lineage: Eukaryota; Metazoa; Arthropoda; Malacostraca; Decapoda; Penaeidae. The annotation marks the transcript as partial.
AUUACCACAAGGAAAGACAACCAGGAAAAAAUGCUUCAGCAACUUCUGCAGUUGUCAUUUAUGAUGACCGUGGACGCACAGCCAUUUUCACCAGUCCCAGAAAAAAUUUACGAGAUUCAGGCUCAUAUAAGAGAAGGGCAGACUCAGGAAGAAGAUGGAAGCAGGAAGAAAUGGAAAAGCGAAGGCAUAAGGAUGAUGAAGCAAGAAAGCACCAGAAAGAUAAUGGUAUGGGUAGGAAGUGGCAAAUAUUAGACAAUGAAGGUGGGGCUUCUGGAGCUUCGACCAAGAGGACUAAAUACAUACGACAGGGAUUAAGGCGACUCGGGUCCUCGGCGGGAUGGGAAAGUGACAAGGUUCCAGGAGCCAAGAAUAAACGGUCUCUUGACCAACCCAGACAUUUGGUGGCGCACAGGAGCCACACCAGCAGCUCUGACAGUGACUCCUCGUAUUGCAGCUGCUCCUCGUACUCCUCAUCCAGCCACAGUGGUAGUGACUCCCCUGUGCAGAGGCGAGGGAGAGGAAAAGAGAAUAAACGAUCCGGAACAGCAAGCAGAGCACGUUCAAGAUCACCUUCUGAGCAAGGUUUCAGUUCCACCAAGAAAAAAUUGGCUUAUAAAAAAUCUUCAGAAAAGUGGCCAUCCAAGAAGUCGCCUCCCUGGGCACCACCAGUCACCCAGGAAAAAGAGAGCACAAGAGCAUCCUCCCCUGUUGAAGCUGCUAGUAAAAUCUCAAAGUCCUGGGGAAAUGGCAGGAAAUCACCUCGCCCCUACAUGCGUCAUACUCUCCCUACUUCAUCUAGUAGAAAAAAUGAAGUAAAAGCAAGCCACCACAAAACCAACAAAAGUAAAGCAAAGGAGAAUGUUGUAAAAAUCAGUGAUGAUGAAUCUGAAGAGAAAUGUGACAAAUCACCAAGAGCAAAAUGUGAUACUUCACCCAAAGGAAAUGGAGGAGAUGUUCCCCUUAUAUCAAGCCAGAAACAGCUCCCAAGGGGUAGUUUUGGAGAAAUGCUCUUAAAAAAGACACUGAAAGGCAAACUAAAGGUUUGCCCUCUAGCUAACAAAACUGUAGAGAAAGGAGAAACUUCAGGAGAGGCUGGAGGUAGCAAGAAAGAAGAAAUAUCUGAAAUAAGCGAAGUGUUGCAGCAGGACUGUGAUACGUUAGACCAAGAAGAUGAAGAUGAACUUCAGCUAAGAUUAAUUGCCCUUCAGUCCUCUUUGAAGGUGCUGAGUGAUGUAAGGAGAGAAGGUUGCCAGUCCAUGAACACUGGGAAUAUGGUUGUUGACCUUUCAUUGUCUUUGCCUCAAGACAGCAUAGAGCAGCCAUUGGAAAAGGAAGAGGAAGGGAAAGAAGCAGUUCAUAGUGAUCUUCCUGAUCAGAGAAAUAGUGAAAAUGUUGGCGAAUUUCAGGAUCAGUUACCAGAUCAUCACAUACUCUUGCAAUCCGAUCCAGAAAGCUCAACACCCUUGAAAAGCAAUCAGAGUUUUGAUACGAAAUUAGAAGAAAGCACUCCAAAGGAGGAUGAGGUGGACCUUAUAUUGGAUGAUUUAAGUCAGAGCUCAACGAGAUCUCAGCCAGGUUCAAGCAUCACUGGACUAGAGCUGGAAUUGGAUGCCAUAUCAACGAAUAAAAGUUACCUGGAUGACGGUGAAGACAGUACAAGACAGCUUGCCACAAAUAUUGGAGAACAGCUGCAAAGAGAAAUUAAGGAUCUUGCUGACUCUAAUCAGGAUCCUGUUGAUAUGGAUAUAUGUGAUAGUUCUCCAAGUGAGGAAGAUGAAAGUUUCUUUGAUGAAGACAUCUUGAAGGAUAUAGGAGAAGACAUCUCUUUGGAUAAGGUGUCUUCGCCUGACCCAUCAUCUGCUCCCAACGUAGGGUCACAAGCAAAGGAUUAUCCAGUGCCUGCCCUAGAUCCAGGAGGACAGGAAAGUUUUCAUCAUAACAGUAGCAACAGCAACAAAAGUAGUAGCAAUAAUAACAGUAAUAGUAAUUUCCAAAUCCCAGUGGAGUGGGCCUAUAUGAUGCCGCCUCCUCCCCCACCUGACCAGCCACCCAAUGAUAUUAGUAACAUCAAUAAUUGGUGCUAUGAUCAGAACAUGUAUCUCCAGACCAUGCAGUCUUCCUAUGAUUCAAAUGAGCAGUUUCAGCAGUACAAUUCAUAUGGAACUCCCACUUCUGACUGGGGACUACAGCCGCAGCAACCUACACAGUGGAACGAAUCAAAGCCAGAGAAUUAUGAAAACAUAUCUGAACAGACAGAAAACAUCCAAGAGAAUACUGAAACACCAGCUUCUCCUGAGCAUGCAGCUAGUAAAACACUCACACCUGAAAAAGAAGAACCAAAGCCAGACAACAGCCCACAGGAAGAUUUAAAAGAUCUUCCAGCAGAACAUUACCAAGCCUUCAUGUCUGCAGUACUUAACCAGCAGAAGACUCGGCAGAAGAACAGUGGCACACAAAGAAACUUAAUUGAAGUGCAAUUAAUCAAAUAUGGCAGUUCAUCCAAUGUCCAGGCUGAGGCUGUGAAAAAGGCUUCUUCGGGUGCUGGUACCAGUGGUGGAGCUGUGCUGCAGGUGAACAAAAGAUCGAGGGCUAGAAGGAGAAAACGAGAAAGACAGAAAGAAAAAAUAAAGCAGCUCAAACAGUUGAAGGCACAAGAAAAAUUGGCAAAGGGGAAGGAAUCCGUUGUUCAGAGUGAUCUCCAACCGGGAGUUGAUUCAGUGCCAAGUGUUUCAGAAGAUGAAGAUGAAGACCUCCUAAGGGCACAGCUUUUAAUUGACCUUUCUCGAAAGAAGAACCAAAAGCAGAUAGAACCUGUGGUAGAACUUCCAAAAUCAUGUCUUUCUGAUUAUCAAACAGUGACUGCAGAUAACAUCCAAGCCGCCCAUCAGGAUAGGUUCGAUUCUCAUUCUUCAAGCUACACAGGCCAUGAAAGCACACCACCUCAGAGCUACCCCUCAUCACUGGAGUCUUGUCCGAGGUUGAGACCAGUGACCAAGACAGCUAUUCUGAAGAUGCAUCAACAGGCGAGGUUUAGAGAGAAUAGCCCAACCCAUAAAGUGAAGGUCAACUUGAGACAUGGCUUGUCUGACAUAGGUGGCAUUAGCUUAGAUCCAAAGAGCAGUAGAUAUGAUUACCCCAUUCCAAAAGACAAUCACAGCCAGAAAGACAUGCCCAAGUUUAAAUUUCCUAAUAUCAAGCCUGUUAUUAUCAAUUUGGAAUCUGAUUCCGAUGAUGAGAAUGAAGAUGGUGAGGAGAGCUGCCAGGAUAGAGCCACUGAUGAGCCACAACCUUCAGGCAGUGGUGAAGGUGAUGGAGUCUUAAGCUCAAGCAUAGAUCUUUUGCUUAAAAGUAUGAGGAAUGCCAACAAGCCCGAGAAGGACGCCAAACCAAGCACACAAGAUAAAAAAGGAUCAGCCCUCACAAAGAAAACCCCAGUACGAAAAGCUCCUCAGGCGUACAGCACUCCAAAUGUGGUGCGUCAUCUUAGUCGAACACAGCAGGUUGAAUACCGUAGGCUAAAGGAGCAACUCAGAGAAAAGGAAAUGCUUCAGAAGAAGCGACAGGAACUGCUUCUACGGCAGAAAGUACUCCAGAAGAAAAUGGCUUCUGCUGCAAGAAUUUCUCCUGAGAGCCCUCAGUCAGGGGACAAUGGAGGAGAAAUGAGUGAUGGAGGGGCUGCUCGAGACCUACCAUCAGUAAACAUUCCACAGGCUAAAAGUCAGACCCCCUCAAGGACAGAAGAGGAAUACUGUGACCAAGGUGAUAAUGGAGGUAACCUUCAGAUUCAGGGGGAAACCCCACCACUGCCACAUUCUGUUUUGCAAGACACAAGGGAAGUGAUUUUAAAGGAAACAGGUGGUUUGCAGAUACAGCUUGCAAAUGUCAAUAGAGAUAAUGAUUUAGGAAGCAAUACAGUAAGUGCAGAUGAAAGUUGCCAAGGUGGGUCUGGCACUGUGAAAAAUGUGGAGAUGAGGAAAGAGAGAGAUUUAUCAUGUGUAGGUUCCCCAGCUGAGGAUGAAGAUGAAGAGAUGCUUAGGUUGAUGGUACUUAAGACACUCCAGAAAAAAGUAAUUGACAAAGCAAAAUCAAAUGAUGAGGAAAAUUGUGAUAGUGUAGGUGCUGAUAGUAAAAGUGAAAAGAAUGAUGAGUCAUAUAUGUCAUCAAAUUCAGAAAUACUGAAGGUUGUUAUAUGCCAAAGGAUAGAUGACGUGCCAACUGAUGAGAAGGAAACAAUGGAAAAGGCAGUAGAAGUGGCUUCUCGCAGUGUUGUUAUUGGAAAUCAGACUGAUUUGCUGGAAAAUAGUAAAGAUGUACAUCAGGAAGGAGAUGUAAAUGGUGGGGAGUGGAUGGUUCUUGAUGAGGUGUUGGAAGAAAUUGAUGAAGGUAAUGGAGAAAAUGCCAACAGUGAAGAGUUGGCAGUGGUUAAGGAGGAACAUGGCAACAAAGUAAAGAAACUGGUAAUUAAUGAGGAAGAUACUGGGCCUACUUUAGAAUGUAAGGAGACAGAAGGUCCAGUAAGUGAAAGUGUCUCAAAAACAAGUGAAACUGAAUGUUUAGUUCAGGAGGCAAAAGAUAACAGUGAAUGUAACAAUUUCAGUCAGUUAAUGGAGUCUGAAAAUACUGAAGUAGAAAAUCAAACUCCUGCUGAUCAUGCUCAAGGUUUGGCUGACAGAAAUUUGAAUGAGGAAAUAGAAGUCUCAUUAGAUAAUGAGAUUAAGCAAAGUCAUAAUGGUGAGAAGAUGGACAGUGGAAAAAGUGAAAUGGAGGGAGCUGGUGGUAGUGAUAAAGAAGCAUUAGGGAACAGUAAAGGUGAUGAUAAAGAAGCAUUAGGAAACAGUAAAGGUGAUGAUAAAGAAGCAUUAGGAAACAGUAAAGGUGAUGAAAGGUACAAAGGUAAAGAUACUCAGCAAGUGCCAAUUGAAGUGUCAAAGAAAUCUGCUAAAUCUGUAGAUGAACCUGUAGAUAGUGUCUUAACUUUUACAACUCAAGAACAUUCCAGUAGUGAAAAUACUGAAAAACGAACUGAAGUUGUGAUUGCAGACAAAUCACAAGAGGAGGAUAACAACAGUUUAUCAGCUGGCAAAGAGGAGCUGGCAAGUCCUAUUGGAAUAUCAUGUGUCAGUGAUAAGCAAGACAGUGAAUCUGCUGAAAGGAAAGAGAAUGCAGAGGUCAAUUCAGGUACAGAAAUAAAAACUCUUAAUAGUAUAACCAGUGAGAACAACUCAAAUAUCCAAACUAUACAAAAGCAAGCACAGAUACACGAGGAUGUGGAGGGGAAGAAAAGUCUUGAAUAUUUGUCUGAAAAAAUAGAAAAGAACGAGCAGUUAGAAAAAGAUGUUUUAUUGGUAUCUGAAAGUACAAAAACCUUAAAAGGGUCUUCUGUAUGUAGCACAUCUGUAAAUAAUUCGGUAAGACAAAAAAGUGCCAUUAGAACCCUAAACUCUCUGCCAGCAGCUUUACAAAAACAAAAAAGUAAUGCAGUUGGAAACCCUUCCAAAUCAAGUAGUGUAACUGAUGCAGAUAAUGUGACAAGAAAACCAGUAAGGACUAAGAGGUUACUGUUGCUGAAGAGAGUGGAACAUGAAUACACACAAAAAAGGAUUGCUAUGAAUGAAGUGAUAUCACAGCUGGCUUCCCUAGUUCAUGAGGCAACAGAAGAAGAGCGACAACGGCAGUCUUUAAAGUCGACUAUCACCAAGUUACGGGAAAAGCUGGGCCAAAUGGAGACACAGCUUGAGGACAAAGCCAGCAAACUCAAAGCCAAGAUGGCAAGGAUCCGAAAUCUUCAAACCCAAAUAACCAAAGAUCGUGAAGAGAUAAGCCAGCUCGAACACAAGGGAGAGAUACUUGGAAAGAAGGAACUUGGGAGCGAUUACAAAUUGCCAAAAGUUUUGGGUUCUCCCCAUUCAAAGUCAAAGGACCACAUGAGAAAGAAACAGCUUGCACACAACAUCGAUGCUCUUCGUCAGCAGAUUGGCCAGGUGUACAACAGGCAGAUGUAUAAUAAGACCCAAGCUAGACUAGAGGCCAAAACAAAAGCUGUUGAGAAGCAUAUUUCCCCUCUAAGUAAUAUUGAUAAGAAGGAGGAGGGUACUUCUGUAAGGAGAAAAGUACUACAGUCAGGCCAGGCACCUGUGGGCCAAAACCUGAGUCCUGGCAUUGGUGUGACCCUUCAGGUUGCGACUCCACUCGGCGCAACGCAAAAUGUAAAUGUUAGUGUAGCAUGGAACAAGAAGCUUUUUGAUAGUUCACUGAAUAUGCAAAGUGCUGUAAGUAUUAAAGGGGCUCCUUCCAUGAUUAAGAAUAAGGCGAAACGUAAAAUAAUGCCAGACAACGGAAAUGCAAUAACAAAAGCAGCCAGGACCGAAAAUGUGUGUGCAUCCAAGGGUACAGAAAUGGAAGCAAUAAUUGAUAACAAAGCUCAGGAAGCAAAUGAGAACCUGCCGACAAAAGAAUUAGACUGUAAAACAGAGACAGUGCAUCCAGCCAGCCGACAGAGUGCCAUGAGUGAUACAGAAAAUGUUUCGUUUGAGGAUAAGCAAAGGCAGAAACUCCUUUCUCCCACAAAGGAGCAGAACAGGUCAUUGGAUGUUACAGAGAGGAUAGAUGAAAUGAACAUGCUGUGUCCCUAUGAUUUGUUGGGCCGCUGCAACGACGAUUCCUGCUCAUAUCAACAUCUGAGACCUCCAAGUCAUUUGACCAGUAAGACUACUGAGAUUCAAAGGGAUCCUACAGGUUUGUCAAGCCACACAUCUGUUUCAGAAAGACCAGGGGCAUUAGAAGAAUGUACGGUAAGAAUAACAUCCUCAAAUGAAACAGAGCCAAAAGAUCCUUUGACAAACAGUGGUAGUGCUGAAAAUAUUGAUGGAAAAGAGGAUCCAGAGCAGACUAUUCCUCAGGUAGACUGCAAAGUGGAUGGCCUUCAAGUCAUAGUAAGUAAUAGUCAGAUGCCUUGCAGUGACAAGGCUGACAGCAACCUUAAUCUGUGCCAAACAAAUAAGGAAGAUUUUAUUUUUGUAAAACCAACUCAGUACUGUGGGGAUAGUGAAGACAUUUCAAAGGCAUUUGUGUCGGCUUGUGACAGGUCAGAGAAAUUAAACCAGGAAGCAGACAGUAUUAUAGAGCAAAUAACGUUAACCCCAUGUAUUUACUCUGAACAGAAGAAUGAGACAAGUGAGAAAUGUGAAACUUUAGUUUCAUUGAAAGAAGCAGUUGAAGAAUCUGAGUUAUUAAAGGUCAACAAUGAUAAACAUAGAAAUUUGCAUUCAGCAUUGCCACUUCAGUUGAAAGAAGGCUUGCCUGAGGUUUUGGAGGAAUUUUCAAAGAAAAGUCCAGUAGAAAGUAAUACAGAUAUCAAAAGUGUACCUGAGACAGAUAUCAAAGAUGAAUUACCAAAGGAUCUUCAGGAGGAGAAAAUACAGGAGUCUGAUGAGAAAGAAGAAUCUGGAGAGUCGGCUGCUCAGGUACCCCUAUCCAUAGAAAAGACCAGCUCAGCAGAGCAAGAGGAUGAGUUGAAGGUAGAAGCUAAAGAUGCCUCAACUAUUGCUUUGAAGAAGAAGAAAACUCUUCCAAAGAGGAGUACUACAAGGAAGCGUACAAGGAACUCAGACUUAACCUUAGAGCUUGAUGUGCUGUCUCAAAGUCCAGAGCCAACAGCAAGGAGGACAAGGCGAAGUAUUAAUCAAAAAGAUGUGUCCGGAGCACUGAUAGCCACAAAUAGAAAUAGUUCAAAAAAGGAUCUAACGAAAGAAAGAUCCGCUCCUGUAAAAGCUUCCCCGAGAAGAGGAGGGCGUAAGACAAGAGGGGGCAAGAGAUAGAGGAGAGUAUGCCUGUAUCUUAUUUUUUUUCCCUUCAUUAAAUAAUGUAUAUAAAGCUACAAGUCAUUUCAAGGGGACACUUAUUUAAGUAAAUAUUUGAAGAGUGGUUACAAGGUCUCCUUACAAGUCAUUGAUUUUGACUUCUGUAUAUGUAUGUGGAUUAUAUAUAUUUUUUUAUUUUCUUUUUAGGAAUAAAGAAAAACUUAAGCAUCUUAAGAUGAGCCAUCCCUCCUUCUUUUUCAUUUAAGGAAUAUAUAGUUUUGAUAUGUAUUGUUGAUAUUUGCCAAUUUUGUUCAUAACAUGGUCAGAUAUUUUUCCAACUUUUGAUUACCAAAUUUAUAAAACCAUCUGGUGACUAACUAAACAGAGAAUUCAUGUAAAACAUUCUUGCAGUAAAUAUCUGCUGAUACUAUUUCAAGUUCAUUUACAAGGAAUUUUUAUGCAGUUUUCAAAAUGAAAUAUUUAUUAGCCUUAUCAAAUAAUAUUAGCUUUUGGAGAUUUCAGUUUGUCCCUUGGCUCCACCACCCAUGUGCUGCCCACCUGCCGCUUGAGGGAAUUAAAAAGUCAUCGCUGGCAGGUGGCGCUGUUGGUGAUGGUGACGGUAGCGAUGUAGGGUAAGAUGUAUUAGACAACGACACCCAUCUUUUGGAUGACUGUAUACACUCACAAAGUUCUGUCACUAGAAUAAUUUAUUGGCUCUUAAAUUCAGUCUAGAUGAUUUUUGUUUUUGGCAAUUUCAUACUUUUUUUUUUUUCCUCUUUUAUUUUUCCCCUUUUUUCUUUUUCUUUUUUUUCUUUUUUUCAUGUUUUUUUUCUUUGUUUACUGUUGGUUUCUAGUUUAAAGUGUUUAUGGCUAUUUAGAAUUUUUUCUAAUUUCAUAAGUAAUUUUGUUUUGUCUUAAAAAAAAAAAGUUUUGCAUUCAAGCCCUCCACCAUGUUUCACAUGCCUUCUAGGUUUUGUCAAGUAAACAGACUAUGCAAAAUUCAUUUUAGUUUAGCUUUCUGGUGUUUUCUGGGCACUGCAUGUUCAUGGAAAUUUACAAGUUUGAUCCUCACUCAUGUGACUUAGUUUUUGUUAUUGGACAGUAAAAGCUUUAGAAUGUGAUUCAUAUAACCGGAAAUGCAACCUUGUGGUUCUAGCCUUGAGAGGAGGUGUGCUUGUGAAUAUGAUUAACUUUGUCCUACUGCAAAGAAUGACAACUUCCAUGGCUGUUGAUGCAACAUUAUACAUGUGAGGCAACGAACAGUGCUCAUGGUGACUGCCAGCCAGAUGAUUGCAGAGGGGGAAUCUGCUUUCAAGAACUCCAUUUCCACCAGAAGAGAAGGAAGUUAGGAUGGUGAAUGCAAGGCAAAAUGGUGUCUUUAAUUGAUGGUACCUGUGUUUGAUGUUCAUCUUUGGUUCAUCAUUGUCACUCAUCUGGUGCUGUAAGUACAAUCACUGCACAAAUGAUUCAUUUGUGCAUGAUUGGCUGUGAAUGUGUACAUAAUUUGUACAUAUGUUCUUAUUUACAAGAAAAUAAAUGUGGAAAUUCAA